GCUGAUUGCAUUUGACACUCCACAUUCUAACAGAUGUUUAUUAGCGACUUGCAUACAUUUUUGUAAUGUUAAUUUUGUUAAAACUUUUAAAUGAGCGUUGAAAAGAGUGCAUUAAAUUCAUUAAAUAAAAAAAUGGACGAUCCUUUACGUCCAAAAGCGGUACCGCUUGCCGCCGAAACGGUGCUUUGGUUUGAAUUUCUACUCGAUCCGCAAUUAAUUAGCAAGCACCUGCAAAAGCCCAAUCCAGAUCCCAGCGCAUUGGAAUUAAUGUCACAAUUCAUAUCUGUUACACCAGAUGUAAUAAUGCCGCCACAAUAUGAUUUAACUUCGCCAGACACAGAAAAUAUGCCGGGUGGCAUACCGGUGACGCCAGGCGCAGGCGUAAACAGUGGUGCUGGCACGAUGAACAUGGACGGCCUACGUAUACCGCGUAAACAAAUUGCUUUGAAGAUUUUAACGCUUAAAGUAGCCACGUGGUUAAAGUGGAAUUUAGAUGUAUUGGAAAAGAGCUUACCCAUACCAAAGCAAUUGUUUUUAUUGCGUGAUUUGUGCACGAUAUGCUUUGGAAAAUUGGUUACUAUACCUUUGCAGCAGGAUUUCCAGCCAAAAAUAUCAUCUGAUGGGCAUGAGCACGCAGCGCGCUUUGCGCUCACUUUCUAUCACCGUUGGGUGCUACGUUUGCAAAUUCUAAAAGAUAUUGCUAUGAAAGCAGCGCGCCCCUCCAUGUCGAAUAUGUUUGUGCCAAUGGAGCCGAUGCAUCAAUUCUUCGCGCCUGAUAUACCACCACAAAAUAGCGUGGAGUAUCUGCAGGAGCUUUGCAACUCCAACGAACCAUUUUAUGUCUUCACCUUCGACACAUUUGUUACGCUGCACGCAGACACUGAAACGAUGCGACAAAAUUUCGAACAUAUGCAAAAGAUUUCUCUAGCCGAGUUACGUGCACAAAUCUAUUUCGAUUUGGUUAAUUUCUACUUAUAUACCAAACAAUAUAGACAAGCGCGCGAAGCUGUAAAUGAGUGUCGACGCAAUUUGAAAGAAAUGAAAGCGGACUAUAAAGCAGAAUCGGCCAAACGCACAGCGGCUGGUUAUCUCUUUUGCCACGUGAAUGACGAGGAGCUGGAAGGUUAUCUACUGGCUUGCGGCUGCAGCGAGCAACAUACCACCUUAACGGAGCGCUUUAAUGCCUCCUCAUUGAAACAGUAUAGAGACAUCAUUGAAAUACUACAAGAGGACAACCAUAUACGUGAAAUACCGCUUGUAAGCCGACGCAUACUCGAACUAGACAUUGAGGGGGCCAUUUCUCAGGGUUCACUCAAGGAGUCACGCGCACUCGAGAUGCAAGUAGCUGCAUUAAAUUUGGUUCGCAGCAUUUUUGAGGAGGGCAAUAUUUUUACAAGCGUGGACUAUUUUGAUAAAUAUAGACAUAUGAAUUGUUUCGUGGCGCUUAUAGAUGCAAUCAGUAACGUACUGCCGCAUUGUACGCUUGGCGAACGUAAUACAAUCAAAAGCUUUCUCAUAGACAGCAUUUUAAAGCAAAAUAAUGGCAAACAAUUUCUACAACACUUGCAACACAUGCAACUCUUCUCAGCAACAGAAUUACUUGAACUAGAACGACAAACAGCCGAUGAAGAGCUCACUGUGCCAACGCUUGCAACGCUCAGUGAAUGGAAAUUUAAUUCGAAAAUAAUACGCAUUGAUGUCGGCUCACUCGAACGUCAACUAAUCUCCUGUACAAAUGCGAAUACUGUGCGUAAAUUACUGGUCAAAUUGGCUGCCACCAAUCCAGCUAAGCCAUUGUGGACCGUAAAUCCAAGUUGGGAGAUUGCCACACCGAUUAAAUCGCUGCUCAUGUCUAUGCAAAGAGGUUUUCUACAGGACUUUGCUUAUGUCUUAUUGGGCAAAGCACGCGAGAUGACUGCAAAAAGUGACUACAUUGGCGCGGUCUCUAUGCUAAGCGUGCUGAAGUCGGAGACACAACGCCAGGAGCUCUCACCUACCACAGUGGUUUCAAAGCUAGGCAAGCUGGUCAACUGGGAGAUUUUAUUCAUACAAAUUACACAGUGUUUGGAAGAGUGGAAUCGUAAAACUUUGGAUCUACAGUCGCUGGGCAACCGCUGCAAGCUAUGCUUAGCUUCCUUACAAAGCAACGACAACAUUAUACCGCGCAUAGAGAUAAUCGAAGCCUGCGCCAUCAUGCUGCUCAAUCUGGGCGAUUGGAAUUCGCUAACGUUCUUGGAUAAGCGCCUGCCACAGCUCGAAUUACCCAUUGCAUUUGCAGCCACCGUGCUUGAUAUGGAAAAGAUGAAAGGCUCUAAGAAGAUGUGCCGUGACGCCUUCGAUUUGGUGCUGCAAAUGUUUGUGAAUACCACGAAGCGUAGCGGUGGACCUGGCGGUGGUGGCGGCGGUUCUGGUGGUGGUAGUUCACGUAAUUCACCUUCCCUAGCAGUUUCAACGGGCCUACAACCGUUUCUGAAACGUAUACGCCAUCAAUUGAUCUUCUCGCUGGCCAUAUCCUGCCUUGGAAAAAUACAAAACAUCUUACGCGAUGAUACAAAUCAUGAUUUGUGUGGUGAAUAUAUGCAUUUGUGGCCAACUAACAUAUCAAGUCCCUUGGCCUAUAGCGUGCGUAUAGUUUGUGAGACUUUGCAUUGGCUGUUAACCGAAGCUUUGAAAUAUUAUCCACAAACUAUUGCAUGGUUGAAAACGAAGGGUGACUUGGAAUUGGCUAUUGGCAAUAACGAAGCGGCUAUGCGUUGCUAUGUUAAUGCGCUGAUCACCGGCACCGAUUACUGUACAUUUCCACGGCAACGCAGUGUAGCUGAUGAUUAUAUAAUACAUAAAAUGAUACGUUGCUCAUCGAAUUUAGGCUGUCACAUGCAGGCCACCGUGCUGUGUCAGUUCUUGGAGGAAAUUGAUUAUGGCAUUGUAUUCAAAAAACUCACCGAGAAAUCUUCGAAUUUCACCGAUGCAAUGGAUGCAUAUUAUAAUUGCAUUUGGGACACAACCCUAUUGGAAUUCAUAAUCAAUUUACACGCUAGAAAGGGCGAACAUAGUCGCAAGUUGGAGGCGAUCGCCAUUAUGGGCUCACUUGAAUUGAAUGCAAACAACAAUGAUGAAAUCAAACGUGAAGCGGCCGCAAUACGGAAAACACGUUUUCUACGCGCACUAGCCAAACAGUAUUUGUUGUAAAAAAUAUACAUACGUAUUCAUAAUAGUGCACAACUUUUAUUUUUAUUCCAUUAUUUACGAGACAUUUGUAAUAAAUUUAAGCCUUAAUCGUACUUAUAGUUGUAAGCAGUUUUUUACGUUUACACACAAGUUGUAGACUUGACUUAAAUGUAAAAUAUUGUUGUAAUAUCAAAUAGUUGCGAACUAAGUUUUAGAAUUUAAUAAUAAAUAAACUGUACUGUCAACUUUCAUUGAUAUAAAAAAAAUUAAAAUUAUUAAACAAACAAAAUUGAGUUUUAACAAAUUAUGACAGCAGUAUAUGUGGCUUUAAUUUUUAACAAUGUGUCUGCGGCAUUACAGCCCGUAUUUUCAAAAAUAUACUUAAUUACUAAACACGC
Messenger RNA from Zeugodacus cucurbitae (melon fly), 3566 nucleotides. RefSeq names its product integrator complex subunit 8 (gene IntS8). NCBI's taxonomy places the organism in Eukaryota, Metazoa, Arthropoda, Insecta, Diptera, Tephritidae. The transcript is spliced from 14 exons. The coding region runs from base 91 to 3189 and encodes 1032 amino acids. Gene Ontology annotation, biological process: snRNA 3'-end processing. The record is from RefSeq and is a predicted model, not a curated record. Gene Ontology annotation, cellular component: integrator complex.